This is a messenger RNA of Chiloscyllium plagiosum (whitespotted bambooshark), 4125 nucleotides long. RefSeq names its product Niemann-Pick disease, type C1 (gene npc1). Lineage: Eukaryota; Metazoa; Chordata; Chondrichthyes; Orectolobiformes; Hemiscylliidae. Gene Ontology annotation, cellular component: plasma membrane. The record is from RefSeq and is a predicted model, not a curated record. Gene Ontology annotation, biological process: sterol transport; cholesterol homeostasis; intestinal cholesterol absorption. Gene Ontology annotation, molecular function: lipid carrier activity; cholesterol binding.
CGGGGUCGAAUUGAAUAUAAGGAGAGGAGGUCGCUCGGGCUUGGUUGUGAAAGUGUUGCUGUUUCCGUGUGUCCUGUCUUUUAGCCGAAGCGGUAGCCAUGAGCAGUUCGUGCGGCGUUGUCGCCGUCGCGCUGCUGGUCCUGAUCCUUCCGGAACCUUCGAUAUUUGCACAGGAUGGAACUUGCAUAUGGUAUGGACAAUGUGGGACAGAUCCUAUCACACACAAGCGGUAUAACUGUAAAUACAAUGGCCCCCCAAAAGCACUACCAAAAGCAGGAUAUGAAUUAAUUGAUGAAUUGUGCCCCAGUUUUCACUAUGGGAAUCUUAGUCUUUGCUGUGAUGUUGAACAACUACAAACACUUAAGGAUAAUAUGCAACUACCACUGCAGUUCCUGUCCAGAUGUCCAUCCUGUUUUCACAAUUUUAUGACCUUUUAUUGUGAACUGACCUGCAGUCCCACUCAGACCCUGUUUCUGAAUGCCACCAAAUUUGAAAAAUAUGUUCAGGACAAAAUCAGCAUUACAGAAGUGGAAUAUUACAUUGGAUCACACUUUGCAAAUGCUAUGUAUAAUGCAUGCAAGGAUGUUCAGUCCCCAUCCAGUAAUGACAAAGCUCUGGGACUUUUUUGUGGAAAAGAUGUAGAAGAGUGCAAUGCGACCAACUGGAUUCAAUAUAUGUGUAGCACAAGUAAUGCACAGACUCCCUUCAACAUUAUUCCCAUUUUCAGUGAUAAUCCAAUUGGAAGAAUGAUCCCCAUGAAUAACGAAACCAAAGGCUGCAAUGAGACGUUGGAUGAUGGUUCUCCAGCAUGCAGUUGCCAAGACUGUUCACUGGUUUGUGGCCCAAAACCAGCUCCCCCACCAUUACCUAUCCCAUGGACCAUUUUUGGUUUAGAUGCUAUGGCUGUUAUGAUGUGGAUCUCUUAUCUGAUCUUCCUGUCUAUCUUUGGGGGAGCUGUUAUUGGCAUGUCUUAUUGCAGGAAAAGUCACAUGGUGACAGAAUAUACACCAAUCAGUGAUCCUAGUGCAAAUCACUUGGUUAACGUGCAUCAUUUAGAUAUUUCUUGCUGUGAACAGCUUGGUGCAAAAUCUGAAGUUCUCCUGCGUGAUCUAUUCACAAAGUGGGGGUCCUUAUGUGUGAGAAAACCUUUCCUAGUUGUUGUGGUGACCAUUUUUGCUGUGGGAGUCUGCAGCUCUGGUUUGGUAUACAUGAAAAUAACUACUGAUCCAGUUGAAAUCUGGUCUGCCCCAUCCAGCCAAGCUCGCAAGGAAAAGUAUUACUUUGAUACCCACUUUGGACCCUUUUUCCGGACAGAGCAGCUAAUUAUUACAGCUCCAAAUAGUUCCUGGACCAUUUAUUCUCCUUAUCCAUCUGGGGCAGAUGUACCAUUUGGCCCUCCACUGGACAAAGACAUCCUGCAUCAGGUACUUUAUUUACAGGAUGCUAUUCAAGACUUGGAAGCUUAUUACAAGAAUGAAACUGUGAAGCUGAAGGACAUCUGCUUGUCACCUUUGGCUCCAUAUAAUAAUAACUGUACCAUCUUGAGUGUCCUGAACUAUUACCAAAACAGUCAUGCUGUCCUUGAUCAUUCUGUUGGUGAUGACUUUUAUACAUAUGCUGACUACCAUAGCCACUUUCUGUAUUGCACUAGGGCACCAGCUUCACUGAAUGAUACAACUAUGCUUCAUGAUCCUUGUUUGGGCACAUUUGGUGGACCAGUAUUUCCAUGGCUGGUUCUAGGUGGAUAUAAUGGUGAUGAUUAUAACAAUGCCACAGCACUAGUAAUCACUUUCCCUGUAAAUAAUUAUCUUAAUGACACUGAGAAACUGAACAAAGCACUGGCUUGGGAGAAAGCACUUAUUGAUUUUCUGAAAGCUUACAAUGAGUCUAACUUGACAAUUGCAUUCUCAACUGAACGGAGCAUUGAAGAUGAGAUUAAUCGGGAGAGUAACAGUGAUAUCAAUACCAUUAUCAUUAGCUAUGCAAUCAUGUUCUUGUACAUCUCCAUCGCUCUGGGGCACAUCAGAAGCUGCUGGACUUUCAUGGUGGACUCAAAGAUUUCACUGGGAAUUGCUGGUAUUGUGAUUGUCCUAAGUUCUGUGGCCUGUUCUCUUGGUAUCUUCAGUUAUGCUGGCAUUCCCCUCACGCUGAUUGUGAUUGAAGUCAUCCCCUUUUUGGUGUUGGCAGUUGGUGUAGACAACAUCUUUAUCAUCGUUCAAACAUUUCGGAGAGACACACGUUUACAGAAUGAGUCCAUUGACCAACAGAUUGGUAGAGUUUUGGGAGAAGUUGCACCAAGUAUAUUCCUCUCUGCCUUCUCUGAAACAGUGGCCUUCUUUCUGGGUUCUUUAUCAACAAUGCCAGCAGUCCGCACCUUCUCCCUCUUUGCAGGGAUGGCUGUAUUUAUAGAUUUCAUACUGCAGAUAACCUGCUUUGUAAGUCUCUUUGGGUUGGAUGUCCAGCGCCAAGAGAGUAAUCGUAUGGAUAUUGUGUGCUGUGUGAAAAAACAAGAAAAUGUUGAUGGUCAUUCAGAGGAACUUCUUUUCAGAGUCUUCAAACAUAUAUAUGCACCAUUUCUAUUAACCAACUGGAUGCGGCCUGUUGUAAUAUCUAUGUUUGUUGGUCUACUGUCAUUCAGUAUUGCAGUAUUAAAUAAAGUUGAGAUUGGACUGAAUCAGAGUUAUUCAAUGCCAGAUGAUUCAUAUGUUCUACACUAUUUUGAAUCAAUGGCUGAGUACUUGCAUGCAGGCCCUCCUGUCUACUUCGUGAUAGAAAAAGGACAUAAUUACACUUCUCCAGAAGGACAAAAUACUGUGUGCGGUGGUGUUGGUUGUAACAAUGACUCUCUCGUCCAACAAAUUUAUAAUGCUGCUUUAUUAGACAACUAUACAAGAAUUGGUUUUCCACCAUCAUCGUGGAUUGAUGAUUACUUUGACUGGGUGAAGCCACAAUCCUCCUGCUGCAGAGUCUACAAUACUACAAAGAGCUUCUGCAAUGCUUCAGUUGUUGAUGAUUCGUGCAUUCGCUGCCGCCCACUUUCCCGAGAGGGAAAAGAGAGACCAUAUGGAGAAGACUUCAUGAACUUUCUCCCCAUGUUUCUGUCUGAUAAUCCAAGUCCAAAAUGUGGCAAAGGAGGCCAUGCAGCAUACAGCUCUGCAGUGAACAUGCUUGAAAACAAUACUGCUGUGGGAGCCACUUAUUUCAUGACCUUUCACACAGUACUGAAAACAUCAGCUGAUUUCAUUGCUGCUGCCAAGCAUGCAUGGAGUCUGGCAGAAAACAUAACUGAAUCCAUGGGCAUUUCUCACAAAGGCUAUCGUGUCUUUCCAUACAGUGUGUUUUAUGUAUUUUAUGAACAAUAUUUCACAAUUGUGAAAGACACUAUUUUCAACAUCUGUGUCUCUCUGGGAGCUGUGUUCACUGUGACUACAAUCCUGCUGGGCUGUGAAGUUUGGUCUGCCAUGAUUGUCUGCAUCACCAUUUCUAUGAUCAUAACAAACAUGUUUGGAGUUAUGUGGCUGUGGAACAUCAGUCUUAAUGCAGUCUCAUUAGUAAACCUGGUUAUGUGCUGUGGUAUUUCAGUUGAGUUCUGUAGCCAUAUUGUUCGAGCAUUUUCGGUCAGUCUGAAGGAAACCAGAGUGCAGCGUGCUGAGGAAGCAUUGGCAAAUAUGGGCAGUUCUGUGUUUAGUGGCAUCACACUGACCAAGUUUGGAGGUAUUGUGGUCCUGGCAUUUGCCAAAUCUCAGAUUUUCCAGAUCUUCUACUUCAGGAUGUACUUGGCAAUUGUGCUUUUGGGAGCUGCUCAUGGCCUCAUAUUCCUUCCAGUCUUCCUUUCUUACGUGGGACCAACCAUUAACAAAGGGAAAGUUUCAGCUCUGCAAAACCAUUACAAGAACACUGAAGAGGAGCAACUGCUAAAGUUCCAGCUGUUUCCAUUUUUUUGGAUUGGUAACUAGCAGUUCAACAAUGAAUCUAAGACUACAAAAUGCAAGAUUCUUUCUGGUUGACCACUGAAGAAUGACACUGGGAAGUGACACUAAUGCAGUUUUAAUACAUGCCAAAAGUAGAUAUUUUUCAGUCUUUUUUUAUAAUGCACAUUUAAUAAAGUUUGUGUUCAAUAACUAA